AAUAAGAAAAUGGAGAAUGGAUUAUGAUUAUAAAGUUAAAACUGCUGCUGAAAGAGCGAAAGUUGAAGACCUCUUUGAAUAUGAAGGCUGCAAAGUCGGACGUGGGACCUAUGGACACGUAUACAAGGCAAAGAGCAAAGCCAGUCCUGAUAGUAAAGAGUAUGCUUUAAAACAAAUUGAAGGAACUGGUAUAUCUAUGUCAGCAUGUAGAGAAAUUGCAUUGCUACGAGAAUUGAAACAUCCUAAUGUUAUCAGUCUUCAGAAAGUCUUUCUUUCACACACAGAUAGAAAAGUUUGGCUUUUGUUUGAAUUUGCAGAACAUGAUUUAUGGCACAUCAUCAAGUUUCACAGAUCAGCUAAGGCCAACAAGAAACCUGUACAUAUACCUCGAAAUAUGGUGAAAUCACUGAUAUUUCAAAUAUUAGAUGGUAUUCAUUAUUUACAUGCAAACUGGGUGCUACACAGAGAUUUGAAGCCUGCAAAUAUUCUAGUCAUGGGCGAAGGCCCAGAAAGAGGAAGAGUCAAGAUAGCUGAUAUGGGAUUUGCUAGAUUGUUUAACUCUCCAUUAAAACCACUUGCUGAUUUAGAUCCAGUUGUUGUAACAUUUUGGUACAGGGCUCCUGAAUUGUUACUUGGAGCAAGACAUUAUUCAAAGGCUAUUGAUAUAUGGGCUAUAGGUUGUAUAUUUGCUGAAUUGUUGACAUCAGAGCCAAUAUUUCACUGUCGACAAGAAGAUAUAAAGACUAGUAAUCCUUAUCAUCAUGAUCAACUAGAUCGAAUAUUUAAUGUAAUGGGCUUUCCACAGGAAAAAGAUUGGGAAGAUAUAAGAAAGAUGCCUGAACAUCAAACAUUGAUGAAAGAUUUUAAAAGAUCUACGUAUGGUAAUUGUAAUCUAAUGAAAUACAUGGAAAAACAUAAAGUCAAGUCAGAGAGUAAAGCAUUUAGCCUGUUGCAAAAAUUAUUAACUAUGGAUCCCACAAAGAGGAUGACAUCAGAAUUAGCUAUGAAAGAUCAGUAUUUUCUGGAAGAUCCCGUUCCUUCACAAGAUGUUUUUGAAGGUCUUCCCAUUCCAUAUCCUAAAAGAGAAUUUAUAAGUGAUGAUGACAAUGAAGAUAAAUCUGAUAAUAAGAAUAAUGCUAAUACAAACCAUUCCGACCAACCACCGCAGAAAAGAGUAAGAGUUAUGCCCCCUGUUACUACCAGUAGUAGUAAUAUGGUAUCGGGAGAGUUUCAAUCCGCAUAUUAACAUAGAAGCUUUUGACUCAAACUACACCAUUUUCUUUUAAAACACAUGUUCACAAUAUGCAGUCUGGAUCACAGCAACAAGGGAUGAACUUUUCUUCCAGUAAUGCGUCACAAGGAUCAGCCUCAUCUGGAUACAGUCGAUUUUGAUAAUUCAUCAAAUAGUUAUUAUUCACUCCACUAUAUUAAAAUGCAUUUAUAUUAAUAGUUGUUAUGAUUAUCAUACAUUACAUGUUAUUAAAAAUGUUGAAUGGUGUAAAUUAAGCUCAACUAAAAUUUUUGUGUGUGGAUUAGUGAUGUAAAGUAUUUACAUGAUACGUUUGUAAUUCAUUUGCUUUUGGUCAUGUCUUAUACUUAGAGAAACAUAUAUGUAUUAAAAUUGGCUCACAUGUCAGUUUAUUCUGCACUGAAAAAUGAUAGUGCACUCAUUGCAAAAUACAAUAUAUUUAAAGUUUGAGUUGGCAGUAGCACAACAUAAAUAAUAACUAUUUUUGUUACUUUUGUCUGUAGUAGUGUGUAUGUAACUUAUGUUAAACUCUUCCAUGGGGAAUAUCUUGAUUUGUGCACCCCAUCUUUCGAAAUCCUACAUACACCACUUCUAGAACCAGAUAUUCUAAAGAUAUUUAUACUAUACUAAUAUUCAAAAUGUGGUUGGUUCUCUUUCCAUAUUAUUAGAAGUACUAUGUGGAAACUUUUCAUGUUUAUAAAUUCAUAUAUAGAGCUGAAAAUGUUUAAUAAAUUACACUAUAUUAUUUUAAUUGUCAUGUGUGAAUAAGAGAAUCAUGAAUUUAUAAAAUCUUGUGGAUUAUUAUUAUUAUUAUAUGUAUAUACAAUAUAUAUAUUGUAGGCAUGUGUGUUGGAGCCAGAUGACCCUGGUGAAGUGACAUGUAAUAAUAAUAUAGGAUUUUUGUUUUGUAAAUAAUGUAUGUAUGUAUGUUAGUUUAUAUGAAUCAGAAAAAACAA
This is a messenger RNA of Patella vulgata (common limpet), 2205 nucleotides long. RefSeq names its product cyclin-dependent kinase 8. Bases 17 to 1246 code for a protein of 409 amino acids. NCBI's taxonomy places the organism in Eukaryota, Metazoa, Mollusca, Gastropoda, Patellidae. Gene Ontology annotation, molecular function: ATP binding; cyclin-dependent protein serine/threonine kinase activity; RNA polymerase II CTD heptapeptide repeat kinase activity. Gene Ontology annotation, biological process: protein phosphorylation. The transcript is spliced from 14 exons. Gene Ontology annotation, cellular component: nucleus; mediator complex. The record is from RefSeq and is a predicted model, not a curated record.